AUGGGUCGCAUGCACAGCAAAGGAAAAGGGAUGUCCAAAUCGUCCAUCCCUUUCAAACGAUCGGCGCCGCUCUGGUGCAAAACCUCCCCGGAUGAAAUCAAAGACAUGAUCGCGAAGAUGGCGAAGAAAGGCAUGACGCCGUCGCAAAUCGGCAUCAUCUUGAGAGAUAACCACGGCAUCCCGCAAGUGUCCACGGUGACCAACUCCAAAAUCAUGCGCAUCUUGAAGGGUCAAGGUUUGGCGCCGACUUUGCCGGAAGAUUUGUACUGUUUGAUCAAGAAAGCCGUGUCCGUGCGCAAGCACUUGGAGAGAAACCGCAAGGACAUGGACUCCAAGUUUCGAUUGAUUUUGAUCGAAUCCCGAAUCCACAGAUUGGCGAGAUACUACAGACUCGCGAAGAAGUUGGAGCCGAACUGGAGGUACGAGUCUUCGACAGCCUCCACGCUCUUGACGAAGUAA
This is a messenger RNA of Bathycoccus prasinos, 459 nucleotides long. Its product is annotated as 40S ribosomal protein S13. Gene Ontology annotation, cellular component: cytosolic small ribosomal subunit; nucleolus; ribosome. The transcript has a single exon. Bases 1 to 459 code for a protein of 152 amino acids. Gene Ontology annotation, biological process: translation. Lineage: Eukaryota; Viridiplantae; Chlorophyta; Mamiellophyceae; Mamiellales; Bathycoccaceae. The record is from RefSeq and is a predicted model, not a curated record. Gene Ontology annotation, molecular function: structural constituent of ribosome; small ribosomal subunit rRNA binding.